UGCCGAGAAACGGACAUCACUGAAUUGUAAUUGUUUUUUUGAAGUGGACGGAGCAGAAAAUAGCAAAAGUAGAGUAAAUGUUCAAUAUGUUCGCCAGUAAAAUGAUAAUUUGGCUCUUGUUAUGUGGCGCAGUCCUGUCCCAAAAUGUUAUUAGUUUAAAGGACGCCCAGUUUGGUACUACUAAUUUGCCUAUAGAAGAUUUGACAACGCCAAUCACCUCUACAUCAACCUCAACAGUGAAGCCAACUAGCUCUAGUUCAACUUCGACGACGACCACACCGAGCACUGAGCCACCAAAGACGACAACCACACCGGCUCCAGUGCCUUCCACGACCCAUGCUCCCCAACCAUAUCCGUCGCCCUCCGUGGGCACUUGGAAUGCGUCCUGUAUUUUGCUCCGAAUGGCGGCCCAGCUUAACUUCACCUAUGAGGCCAAGGAUGGAAACCUUACUCACGGCCUUUACAAUAUUCCGAGUAAUGCCUCAAUCGGAGAUAAUGUUUGUGAUAGCAAGACCGUUCAGGUAAUUCAACUUACCUGGGGGCCCAACACGUCCAAGCAAUCUUUCCUUAUGUUCUUCGACAACAAAAACGAGAGCGUUGUGCUAUCCUUGAUUCAAAUCCAUCUGACUGUGCUUACUGAGGACUUCCCUGAUGCCAAGGAAAACCAAACUAUUCAGCUAAUUCAUCGUGGCACUGAGGAAUUCAAAGCUCCCGAAAAGAUGUCUUACCAUUGCACACGCGUACAGACGCUGAACUUAACAGAGACUGUGGAUUCAAAGUCGUUGACUGGUUCGAUCAGCGUUAGUCAAGUUCAAGUGGAGGCCUUCCGGACGACUAACGCUACAGGAUUCUCCGCCGUGCACGAUUGCGAUAGCUCCGAAACAUCAGAUGUGGUGCCCAUCGCCGUUGGAAUUGCUUUGGCUGCCCUGAUUCUGGUUGUUCUUAUCUCGUAUCUGUGCGCUAGACGUCGCUCCACCUCUCGCGGCUAUAUGAGCUUCUAAGGGGAGAGAAGGGAAUAAGUUUAUGUUUGGGGAAAAUUAGAAAUGGAAAGGAAUUGAAGGAGAAGCAUGUUAGAGGGAGAGCGUUAGAGAGAAAUUUAAGAUUGAUUUUGAUAAUUGGAAGCUGUCUGUGAAUAUGAACCACAUCCCAUUUUGUUUUGAUUCUGAUUUGUAGGACUUAAAGCGGAUUGUUUUUGGAUAGGUUUUCAUAUUACGAGCUGGAGUGGAAUAUAAAAAGGGAAAAGUAAGGAGAGUAUACAAAAUUAUAAAAAAAGGAACUGCAAACCUGUUUUUGUUGUGCACGUAAGCGUAAAAAGUUUGUAUUGUAAAAUCAAUUUAAAAGAUCCCGACCGAAAACUCAUUUAUUACAUAAACCAUUUCCUUAUAAGGAAUGGAGUGAACCCUAAAUUUUAAAGAAGCCAUUGGAGCACACAUUUUAACCAAAUAAAUCGAUCACGUAAAUUAAAUUAAAUGUAAUUAGCGUGUCAUUCAGAAAUAUAGGUGAAAACGGGCGUGAACGCUUUGGUUUGGGUAAUAAAGACGUUUAUUUACUAUGCGUAAAUUGUAUAUCAACAGUUUUACGAUUGAGCUGUCAUUUAAAUUUCUUAAAACGUAAUAACAUAAAUCCAACAAUGUAUUAUUGCCCUUAAAACGUAAUAAAGAUAAUAUAUUUCAAACCAA
Drosophila kikkawai is the source of this 1679-nucleotide messenger RNA. It is a transcript of the gene Lamp1, whose product is annotated as lysosome-associated membrane glycoprotein 1. Gene Ontology annotation, cellular component: plasma membrane; lysosomal membrane; late endosome membrane. Gene Ontology annotation, biological process: establishment of protein localization to organelle. The record is from RefSeq and is a predicted model, not a curated record. Lineage: Eukaryota; Metazoa; Arthropoda; Insecta; Diptera; Drosophilidae.